GCCGCGCCGGGCCGUGAGCGCCGCGCUCCGCCGCCGCCUCGCCGCCGCCCGAGCCCCUCUGAAGCGCCCGGCCGCCGGGAACAUGGCCCUGGAGCAGCUCGGCUCGGUCCUCAAAGUGUUGCUGGUGACGGCGCUCGUGGCGGAAGGGAUCGCUGUGGCCCAGAAGACGCAAGAUGGACAGAACCUCGGGGUCCGGCACAUCCCCGCCCCGCAGUGUGGCAUCUGGGUGCGAACCAGCAACGGCGGGCACUUCGCCUCUCCCAAUUACCCCGACUCUUACCCGCCCAACAAGGAGUGCGUCUACAUUUUGGAAGCUGCUCCACGGCAAAGAAUAGAGGUGACCUUUGACGACCAUUUUUACAUAGAGCCAUCGUUCGAGUGCCGGUUUGACCACCUGGAAGUCCGCGACGGGCCAUUCGGCUUCUCCCCGCUCAUUGACCGGUUCUGCGGCGUGAGGAGCCCUCCGCUGAUCAGGUCGACGGGGAGGUUCAUGUGGGUCAAGUUCAGUUCUGAUGAAGAACUCGAAGGAAUGGGAUUUCGCGCCAAGUACUCCUUUAUUCCAGAUCCAGACUUUACGUACCUAGGAGGUAUUUUAAACCCCAUCCCAGAUUGCCAGUUCGAGCUCUCAGGGGCGGACGGGAUCGUGCGCUCCAGCCAGGUAGAGCAGGAGGGCAAGACGAAGCCCGGCCAGGCGGUGGACUGCAUCUGGACCGUCCGGGCCGCCCCAAAGGCCAAGAUCUACCUGAGGUUCCUGGACUACCAGAUGGAGCACUCCAACGAGUGCAAGAGGAACUUCGUCGCCGUCUACGACGGAAGCAGCUCCAUCGAGAACCUCAAGGCCAAGUUCUGCAGCACAGUGGCCAACGACGUCACGCUGAGGACGGGCGUCGGCGUGAUCCGCAUGUGGGCCGACGAGGGCAGCCGCCUCAGCAGGUUCAGGAUGCUCUUCACCUCCUUCGUGGAGCCUCCCUGCACGGGCAGCACCUUCUUCUGCCACAGCAACAUGUGCAUCAACAGCUCCCUCGUCUGCAACGGCAUCCAGAACUGCGCCUACCCGUGGGACGAGAACCACUGCAGAGAGAAGAAAAAGGCGGGACUCUUUGAACAGAUCACCCGAACUCAUGGGACGAUUAUCGGCGUCACGUCCGGGGUCGUCCUGGUCCUUCUCAUCGUCUCCAUCUUGGUCCAGGUGAAACAGCCGCGGAAGAAGGUCCUGGCCUGCAAGAGCGCUUUCAACAAGACCGGGUUCCAGGAGGUGUUCGACCCGCCGCACUACGAGCUCUUCUCCCUGCGGGACAAGGAGCUGGCCGCCGACCUGGCCGACCUGGCCGAGGAGCUGGACGGCUACCACCAGCUGCGCCGCACCUCGUCCGCCUCCCGCUGCGUCCACGACCAUCACUGCGGCUCGCAGGCCUCUGGCGGCAGCGGCGGCGGCCGGCCGAGCAGGACCAACCUCACGGCCGUGGAGCUGCCUUUCCGAAACGACUUCGCACAGCCCCAGCCCAUGAAGACGUUCAACAGCACCUUCAAAAAGAGCAGCUGCUCGUUCAAGCAGGCGCACGAGGGCCCCGAGCAGGCCCUGGAGGACAGAGUGAUGGAGGAGAUCCCCUGUGAGAUCUAUGUCCGGGGCCGAGAGGACGCCGCCCGGGCGUCCAUCUCCAUCGACUUUUAGCCUCUGGCCGCCGGCGACCCACACCACAAAGGCCGUGCAGACGCGCCCGGAGCGCCGCCCGCAUUCCGCAGAGAGCCCUUCUGCCAGAGCUACGCGGCCCUUCAUCCCCUCGCCACCUGCCGCGAUGGUGGCGUUUUUAUGAUCUCAGGCAGCCGACGUGCAUGGAACCGGCCAAGGAGCCUGCUCCGUCAGGUGAGAAAACAACAGCCACCUGUUGCUCAGUGUCCUGGGAGCACCGCAGCAGCGAGAUGGCAUUGGCGGGGCGCGGGCGCGGGGAGCCGCUGAUGGACACGGCUCUGCCAAUAUUUUGAUCCCCCAAGAAGCUGAAAGAUAAGGUUUUUCUCUACGUUCCUCUUAUUUUUUUUUUCUUUAAACUUAAUUGGUUGCGUAAGCCAGAGAUUUUACCAUUUCAUUUUCUGACAUCAGGGUACGUGGUUAAAGGGCCACACGUGUUUCUACUUGGGCAUUUGUUCUAGAGUUUGUCACUGCACGAUCGUUUCCAUGGUGAGUCCAAUUAAGACCCAGCGCCAUGCUUCCUCCAUCUGCUUCUUCCUGACUGAUUUCUAGAUUGUUCCCUUCUCAUUACUGGACUCUUAGUCUUUAUUUUCUGUACGAAGCAGAUGAUACGUUGUGAUUUAGCACCUUGAAGUCAUAUUUUGUCUUGGUUAUAGCACAAAAUUUCACAGUUUGAGGACGUAUGUGCCAUUGCCAAUUAUGACUAAAAACUUGAAAAAGAUGAAAACUUCUAGAAAUCCUUUGAAACUUCCCAAAUUUGGUCGCAUGCAGUGGUAACCCACCCAUGCCUGUGAGCAGAGCCACUCAGUGCAUUUUUGGAGAGGCGGGCGGUCGUGUCUGUGCCCAGGGUUCCUCACCAGCAGACGUGUCUCCUGUUAUUUUCACGACGGGGUUGCGUGGCCCCCUUUGCGCUGGUCUGUCUCGGAGUGCACGGCGCCCAAGGCUGCCUGGGAGGGACGGGGAAACCCCUACGAAGCUGUAGGGGCCUUCACAUCGCUUCUCACUUGGGGCGAUGCAUGUCUCUAGGUCUUACCAAGAAUAACAACUUCCACUUUUUUUUUAAAUGCACUUUUGACGUUCUGUUUUUUUUUUUAAUGGCAUAGAAACAAUAAUUUAUAAACGUGAUGCAAAGAUCCAUUGUGCUUUUUCAGACUUUUGAUAUUAUUUGAUACUGUGCAAGCUUUAUUAAAUCGAGAUUGAAGCCUCGCGUGACAGGUUUCUCUGGGUGCCCCAGCGGCAGCUUUGUAUCCAGAGAAGCUCCGAGGGGGGUGUGCACUGUAACUUACUGUAAAGGUCGCAGUCGUGUGUACAUGAGCUUUCUCUGUCCUUUUGUUAUUGCAUUUGGUUUAUGAUAGAAAUUUCCACUGUGUGGUAUUUAUUGUUCUACAUCACUACACACAUCUUACAUUAAAACAUACAUUGUUACAUGAUUCUUCAAUCAUAUUAUUUAUAGCACUGAGAUUUUGGAUCUUAGAUAUAUAUGGAAAAGAAUUUGUUUAUUGAAUUAUAACGAAUACAGACAUGCCAUUUAAACAGGAUACAUUCUCAUUUCCUAUGGUUUUUGUAGUAAAUUCUCAAUGAAUUGAGAAAUUGAAAUUUGACUGGGUUUUGUUAAUUCUUUUAAAUAUCACGUCUGUGUUUUCUCAGAUUAGUGGAAACUGUGACCUUAAAUGAUACAUAUGUAAUACUUCCUCAAAAUGAGUUUUAUUAUCACUUUUUUUAUUUUUAAAAAAUAUAUAAUAUCCAGAAGAGAGGAAAAUAUGCACAUAGUGUAUAUUCAUGAUUUGAGGGUUUUUUAGGUCAGCCUAAUUUCUCACUUUAAAAAUGCAACUUGGGAAGGUAAAAAGACUUCAUGAAUGUACUGUUCUAUAAAUUAAUGAACCAGAGCCAGAGAAAUAGCUCAAGUGUUUCAAAAGCUGUGUUGAGUAGGCCUUUUAAUAGGUAACUUGCCAGCCAACAUUGGAACAACAUAGUAAAUACUUAAUACCAUAACAACUGAUCUCAUUUUCCAUGAUGAUGAAGGGAAAAUUAGCAUAUUUCUAUGUAAAAUAUAAUAUCCAUUGUAAAAACAGCUGUUAUCCAUAUUUAACAUCUAAAUUAUAGUAGAAAAUACUACAGGAUGCUGAACUACAUUACCUAUAGUCACUAUAACUUUAUUUUUGAAAUUUGUAUCACGUUCUUGAAAUAAGCAUGAAGAGGCCUAUCAAACACAGCCUUUAAAGAACACAUUUAAUGUGGAAACAGCACAACACAGCGAGUAAAGCUGGGACAACAAAUUUGGCUCUCAAUCUUCUGGCUGCUAGAACCAACGAAAUCGUUUUUGUUUUUCACAGUAGAAAACCCAAACACUGAGGCUGGUUUUCUCUUAUUCUAAAGAAAGAGAGGGUUUUAACCAGACCACAUCUCCUUAGAAUUUAAAAUUCCGAACUGCACGGAGAGGCCACAGCGGUACAUCUGAGCCCGGCGAAGGCGCCGUGGCACGGGGACCGCGCGCUCAGCCAGCCUCGGCCGCCGCGCCGCGCCGGCCUUCGCUGAACUGGAGACGGGUGUUUGACCUCCUUGAGCUCUUAGGCAAGUAUUCGGCAGGCUAAGAGGAGAACAGAACUACUAAACAGUAGGCGUUAUUACUAGCAUAAUGCUCAUUGUUUGUUGUAAAUAGAGUCUUUUAUCUUUGAGGUCGGUGAGAAAACUUUUCCAAUUGUUUACUAAAGUAAAAGCCAUAAAUCUUACUAGUGGAAGGUGGAAUUUAGCCACCUUGUGGGAGUUAGCGCACCCUUUACAGAGAACAUGGUGCCCAGUGUUCACAUGCGAGAGAAAGUGCCCAUCUGUGGGGACCCCCUCCACUCAGGAGUGGCAUCAACCACAGCUCUACAAAGUGUCAUCAGCCUGCCUUCUGGGACACGGCAGAUCCUACACGUCGCAGGAAGCCCGAUGACCACCCGCGUCUAACGUGUUUUGGACCAAAGGAUGAGGCUCCUUUUGUGGGGGGCGCUGUCUGCUUCUGAAGCGUUGGACAGACUCACUGUCGCCUGAGGAGCCUUGUGAGCCGCAGAGGGCGUCGGCCCUACGGCUGCCUUCGGAGGUGUGUCCCCGGAAGAACUGGGACAGGAAACGCCCUGUGGUUCCGGGAACAGUUCUCAAUCCAAGGAAGGAUGCACUCUUGCAAGCUGGUGUCUGCUGCACUGUUCAUGUUACUUCAUUUCACGUAGUAAAAAGAAUAUGUCUUGGAUCCGACUCAUCAGACUGGUGAGAGGGAACCUUGAGGCCUUGGGUGUUGUAAGAUCCAAGAAAGAGGAUCUGGUCCAACUUUGUUAAUGAGAAGACUGGAGCCAGAGAAGCGGGUCUCGCAGCUCGGAACCGUGCCCUUGCGUCCUGGGGCCUCCCUCUCUGAGUUCUAAAAGCCAAGCAGUUUAAACAGCAGCCCCGACGGUCCACAUAAGCUUGUCAUUCUGAUUUAAAAUGUAAUUUCUCUUAUAACCGUUUUUUUAUCAAAGCAUUGUUUAACUUUUUUCUCUUUACUGUGUAAACUAUGUCAUUCUGCAAUUUUGCUGCCAUGAGUUCUUGGCACCUACAAACUCAGCAAGAGAACUACUGUGAAUCCUUAAUAAAACAAAGUUUGUUAACCAUU
Pteronotus mesoamericanus is the source of this 5315-nucleotide messenger RNA. RefSeq names its product neuropilin and tolloid like 2 (gene NETO2). The coding region runs from base 83 to 1672 and encodes 529 amino acids. Gene Ontology annotation, molecular function: ionotropic glutamate receptor binding. Gene Ontology annotation, cellular component: postsynaptic density. The transcript has 9 exons. Lineage: Eukaryota; Metazoa; Chordata; Mammalia; Chiroptera; Mormoopidae. The record is from RefSeq and is a predicted model, not a curated record.